Molecule: messenger RNA, 1188 nt
Organism: Sporothrix schenckii 1099-18
Lineage: Eukaryota; Fungi; Ascomycota; Sordariomycetes; Ophiostomatales; Ophiostomataceae
Product: syntaxin 5
Exons: 3
Coding region: 1-1188 (395 amino acids)
Biological process (GO): endoplasmic reticulum to Golgi vesicle-mediated transport; intracellular protein transport; vesicle fusion
Cellular component (GO): SNARE complex; endomembrane system; Golgi membrane
Molecular function (GO): SNAP receptor activity; SNARE binding
Source: RefSeq, a predicted model, not a curated record
AUGGCCGUCUCGCGGAUCCAGGACCGCACGGUCGAGUUCCAGGCGGUCGUCCAGCAGGCCGCGCGGCGGCAGGCACAGGCCAAGGGCGGCGCCGGCGCCACAGCCCAGACGAAGCGCUCCAUGAUGUUGCUGGGCAAGUCCAGCAACGACGCACAACGGCACGAGCAGGCGCAACCGCUGCUGUCGGCCGACGGCUAUCCAGACGCGGCAACAGCGCCAGGGACGCGGCCAGUGUCGUCUCGGUCCGAGUUUGCGCGGCGCGCGGCCGAGAUUGGCCGGGGCAUCUCGUCGACGAUGGCGAAGCUGGAGCGGUUAGCAUUGUUGGCGAAACGGAAGAGCAUGUUUGACGACAAGUCGACCGAGGUCAACGAGCUGACCUUUGUCGUGAAGCAGAAUCUGGCCGGCCUCAACCAGCAAAUCUCCAGCCUGCAGGCGCUCACGCGGCAGCAGCAGGGCAAGACGGAGGAGGGCGAGCACCGCAAGAACGUCGUCUUCUUGCUGCAGGACCGCCUGACGGGCGUGUCCGCCAACUUCAAAGAGGUCCUCGAGGUCCGCACCAAGAACCUGCAGUCUACUCGCGCCCGCACCGACAACUUCAUCUCCCACGUCGCCCAGACCGUCCAGCAGCAGCAGCAGCAGCAGCAACAAAAUCAGCAUCAACCACCCGGCGCCCUCCUCCACCAGCAGUCCGCAUCGCCUCUGUACGCCGCCUCGACAUCGGGCAGCGCCGCCGCGACGGGUGGCCGCAACACCCCGACGUUCCGCAAUGCCGCGUCCGGCUCCGCACCACCGGAUCUGCUCAGCGGCGGCAAUGGUGGUGGCAGCGGCAGCGGCGGCGGCCUCUUGUCGCUCAACCCCGCCGUCAGCGACCAGCAGCUCAUGCUCAUGGAGGAGGCGCAGCCCAGCAACAUGUACAUCCAGCAGCGCGGCGAGGCCAUUGAGGCCAUUGAGUCGACCAUCUCGGAGCUCGGCUCCAUCUUCAGCCAGCUGGCGUCCAUGGUCUCGGAGCAGUCCGAGAUGAUAGAGCGCAUCGACGCCAACACCGAGUCUGUGGUCGAGAACGUCCAGGGCGCCCAGAAGGAGCUGCUCAAGUACUGGGGCCGCGUGUCGGGCAACCGCUGGCUGAUUGCCAAAAUGUUUGGCGUCCUGAUGAUCUUCUUUUUGCUCUGGGUGUUGAUUGCCGGCUAG